This is a messenger RNA of Phyllostomus discolor (pale spear-nosed bat), 7942 nucleotides long. It is a transcript of the gene SENP6, whose product is annotated as SUMO specific peptidase 6. The coding region runs from base 663 to 3995 and encodes 1110 amino acids. Lineage: Eukaryota; Metazoa; Chordata; Mammalia; Chiroptera; Phyllostomidae. Gene Ontology annotation, molecular function: SUMO-specific endopeptidase activity. Gene Ontology annotation, cellular component: cytoplasm; nucleus. The transcript has 24 exons. The record is from RefSeq and is a predicted model, not a curated record. Gene Ontology annotation, biological process: protein desumoylation; regulation of spindle assembly; regulation of kinetochore assembly.
GCGGCGUCGGGGCGGGGGCGGGAGCCGGCAGCACCGUGGGGGAGGAGCGGCGGCAGGGCAGCGGCGGCUGGAGCUGCUGUCGCGACGGACGCGAGGCGGUGGCAGAGACCCACCCCUGUCCACAAGGACAAUCGCAAAGGCCACCGCUGAUGCAUUCGCCCCUGGGCGGGGUGGGCGGACAGCCGUAGCGCCGGCGACUGCAGAAGGAGCGAGGGGCCUGAGGAAGCCUGACAGUAGAAGCCCCAGCGCGGCGGGUGCGGCCAUUUUUACGGCCAGGGACGAAAGGGAGGCGUGUUUGUGCGCCUGCCUUUAACCUCUCUUCCUGGGGGCCUGUGGCUGGGGAAGUUUCUCAGGCGGCCUGGGUGGGCGGUGGAUGGGGAGUCGUGGGCCGAGAGGAACUGGGCCUGGAAAGCGCCGCCGUCGCCGCCGCCGCUCUCAUUGCCCCGGUGGGGCCUGAGGAGAAUCCGGGUGCCGACAGGCCUGGAGCGUCUGGCCUUCUUUGUGUAGGCCUGUCUGGACUGGGAGCGCCGCCCGCCUGUCGGCUGAGUCCUAGGCCCGCAACCCUGAGGCGGUUAUUCUUCUGCGGCCCGGCCCCUCUUCCCGGCGAGCGUGGCGGCUGUGUGGGCCAUGGAUUAAGGAGGAGGCGGCGUGGGAGGAGGAAGAUGGCGGCUGGCAAGAGCGGCGGCAGCACAGGGGAAAUUACUUUUCUGGAAGCUCUGACUAGAUCAGAAUCUAAGAGAGAUGGAGGUUUUAAAAAUAAUUGGAGCUUUGAUCAUGGAGAAGAAAGUGAAGGAGAUACAGAAAAAGAUGAGGCAAAUCUACUCAGUGUAGAUGAAGAUGAGGAUUCCGAAACCUCAAAAGGAAAAAAGUUAAAUCGCCAAUCUGAAAUUGUUGCUACUGGUUCUGGUGAUUCCUGGAAGACAUAUGCAAGACGAAACAAGACUGAAAAUCUAAAACUUUUAAAGGGCAACCCAAUUGGACUUAACAUGUUGAGCAACAAAAAGAAAUUGAGUGAAAAUACAUCAAAUGCAUCAUUAUGUUCUGGAACUGUCAUUGAUGGUAGAUGUUUUCAUCAUGCUAAUGCACAGAUACCAGUGGUAAAAACAGCAGCCCAAAGUCUGGACCAAAAGGAAAGGAAAGAAUACCCACCUCAUGUCCAAAAAUUUGAAAGUAAUCCUGUAAGGUUAGGUCGGCCCCAAGGUGUUGAUCGUAUAAUGAAGAAAACAGAAGAGUCUCAAUCACACUCAGAGUCUGAAAUUAAGAGGAAAGUAUCACAGAAACGUCACAGUACAUAUCAGUCUACAUCUCCUCUGUCUCCUGCCUCAAAAAAAUGUUUAACUGGUUUAGAGGAUUUGCAAAGAAAUUGCAGACAAGCUGUAACUUUGAACGAAUCAACUGGACCAUUAUUAAGAAUGUCAAAUCAUCAGAAUUCUGGAGGACAGAAGUCACAAAACAUAACAGUCAAGAAGUUUUAUGGCAACAGUAUGGGAAAGGUCCCAAUUGAUAUUAUUGUGAAUUGUGAUGAUAGUAGACAGAAUUAUUUACAGACUAAUGGCAAAGUUGUUUUGCCUAAGGCAAAAGGAACCAAAAUCACAAACCUGAAAGAAAAGAAAACAAGCCUGUCAGAACUAAAUGAUCCAAUCAUCUUGUCCAGUGAUGAUGACGACGACGACAGGAAUAACAGAAGAGAGAGUGUAUCUCCUCAACCUGCUGAUUCAGCAUGUUCUUCCCCAGCACCAUCCACUGGAAAAGUAGAAGCAGCACUAAAUGAAAAUACCUGUAGAGUAGAGCAUGAACUAAGAAGCAGUCCAGCAGAUUCAGAGUUAAAUACAGUUCCGUUGCCAAGAAAAGCGAGAAUGAAAGAUCAGUUUGGUAAUUCUAUUGUCAGCACACCUCUAAAGCGUCGCAAGGUGAUUCCUCAAGAAACUUUAGUUGAUCCUGUAUCUUUAGGCUGCCCAGGUUCCUUUGCCAGUGUCAUUUUAAACUGUCGAAGUAUACGAGUAGGAACACUCUUUCGGCUAUUAAUAGAGCCUGUAAUUUUGUGUUUAGAUUUUAUCAAGAUACAGCUAGAAGAACCACAAAAUGAUCCUGUAGGGAUUACUUUAAAUACCUCUGAUCUAACUAAAUGUGAAUCCUGUAAUGUCCGAAAAUUACCAGUAGUGUUUCUUCAGACAGUACCAGCAGUUUAUCAAAAACUGAGCAUGAAACUACAGAUGAAUACGGAGGAUAAAGUUUGGAAUGAUUGUAAAGGAAUAAAUAAGUUUACAAAUUUGGAAGGACAAUAUAUAAUUUUAAUUUUUCAAAAUGGCCUUGAUCACCAAACAAAUACAGCAUUUGAAAGUAUCAUUGCUGCAAUUGGUAAAAAGAAUAAUGUGUCCAAUUUUUUUGCAAAAAUUCCCUUUGAAGAAGCCAAUAGCAGGCUUGUUGCCUGUACAAGAACCUAUGAAGAAAGCAUCAAAGGAAGUUGUGUACAAAAAGAAAACAAAAUUAAAAAUGUGCCCCUGGAAUCUAAAACACAACUUAAAAACAAACAAGAAUUCCAGUUUUUUGAUGAUGAAGAAGAAACUGGAGAAAGUCACACCAUCUUCAUGGGCCCUGUAGAAAAAUUGAUAGUAUAUCCACCACCUCCAGCUAAGGGAGGUAUCUCCGUUACUAAUGAGGACCUGCACUGUCUAAGUGAAGGAGAAUUUUUAAAUGAUGUUAUUAUAGACUUUUAUUUGAAAUAUUUGGUGCUUGAAAAACUGAAGAAAGAAGAUGCUGACCGAAUUCAUAUAUUCAGUUCUUUUUUCUAUAAACGCCUUAAUCAGAGAGAGAGGAGAAAUCUUCAUGACACAACUAACUUAUCAAUACAGCAAAAGCGGCAUGGGAGAGUAAAAACAUGGACCCGGCAUGUAGAUAUCUUUGAGAAGGAUUUUAUUUUUGUACCACUUAAUGAAGCUGCACACUGGUUUUUGGCUGUUGUUUGUUUCCCUGGUUUGGAAAAACCAAAGUAUGAACCUAAUCCUCAUUACCAUGAAAAUACAGCCAUGCAAAAAUGUUCAACUGUAGAGGACAGUUGUAUUUCUUCUCCUUCAGCCAGUGAAAUGGACAGUUGUUCACAAAACUCUUCUGCCAAGCCUGUAAUUAAGAAGAUGCUAAACAAAAAGCAUUGCGUAGCUGUAAUUGAUUCAAGUGCUGAACAGGAAGAAAGUGACCCUCGUUAUCGGAGAAACAUAUGCAGUGUGAAAUGUAAUCUGAAAAAAAUAGAUCAUACUGCAAGUGAAAAUGAAGAAUCAAAUAAAGGAGAAUCUGCAUGCCAGAAAGUUGUUGAUAGGACUAAAAGUGAGAAUGGCCUACAGAAUGAAUAUUUAAGUUCUAUGCACCAUACAGAUGGUGUGAGCAAAUUCAGACUAAACUAUAAUGAUGAAUCAGCUGAAGCUACUAGUAAAAUGCUUGAAGAUGAACUCAUUGACUUCUCGGAAGAUCAGGAUAACCAGGAUGAUAGCAGUGAUGAUGGAUUCCUUGCCGAUGACACUUGCAAUUCAGAAGUAGGACAGUGGCAUUUAAAGCCUACUAUCUGUAAACAACCGUGUAUCCUACUGAUGGACUCGCUCAGAGGCCCUUCUCGAUCAAAUGUUGUAAAGAUUCUAAGAGAGUAUUUAGAGGUGGAAUGGGAAGUUAAAAAAGGAAGCAAAAGAAGUUUUUCCAAAGAUGUUAUGAAAGGCUCUAAUCCAAAAGUACCCCAGCAAAAUAACUUUAGUGAUUGUGGUGUAUAUAUAUUGCAGUAUGUAGAGAGCUUUUUUGAGAAUCCAAUUCUCAAUUUUGAACUACCUAUGAAUUUGGCAAACUGGUUUCCUCCCCCAAGAAUGAGAACAAAAAGAGAAGAAAUCCGAAACAUAAUUCUAAAGCUGCAAGAAGAUCAGAGCAAAGAGAAAAAGAAGCAUAAGGACACUUACUCAACAGAGACAUCUUUAGGUGAAGGAACAGAACAAUGUGUCAGCAGUAUCUCAGAUUGACCACUUUUGAUGCUUGUUCUCAGUGUUAUCUUGAAACUCAGUGACUGUCACCUUUGGGAAUAGACAGUAAAGAACUGAAGUGCCCACUACUCAGAGUGAUUUGGAAAUGUUAAUGCUUGUAUAAAUGUCAUAUAAUUAAUUUCCAAUGGAGUAUGUAUUAAGUCUGUAAAUAUGUUAAUGAGGCCAAUUUUUUCAGCAUUUAUAAUUAUUUUUUUCACUUGUUAGGAAGCUUUUGUUAUGUAUUUUCUGUUAAUAGUAAUUAAAACUGCAACUUCUAAACAGAAAAUAAAUAAAAAAAUAUUUAUAGGAAGAAAUGAUUAAUUUGAUAUUCUUCAGUGAAUUUGUAUUAAAGUCCUCAGUGGGUGUGAUAUGUUUCAUGGGGAUAUUCAGUAUCUAUGAUAAGUUUUUUGACCUUUUGCAUUUGUCCUAAAUAACUUGAAAUAUGAAAAUAAGAUGAACUCUAAGGCAUUUUGAACAAGAAAGACAGCUUUAUGUGCUUGUAUAGCAGGAAAAAAUAACAGCUUUUUAAAUUCAUAUAUUCCUUUGUGUCCAGAAACUCCAAAAUGGAAAAAAUAUUUAUAAUUUUCCAUAAGUAUUUAAGAAGAAACAGUAGCUCAAAGAAUAAUAACCUUGAAUUAUACUACUAAAUAAUAACUAUAUCAUAUAUUAUUGUCAGCUACAUUUCUGAAGACGUCUAAGACUCAGGUUAAAACUAUUUUGGUAAGUGCAGCUCCAAUUUUAAAUAUCCCAUGUUAUCUUUCUAUACUAUAGCUUAAAAUAGUCUACAAUCUGUGAUAUAGUUAAUAAACAUUUUUAAUCUGUGAACACAGUAAUUUAAAUAGGAAUUUACUAUUUUUUAUAAUGGCUUUUGCUAUUUUUUCAUUGCUCAUUUUAUUCUUGUUAUUUUGAUAAAGUAUCAGACUUUGUGCAUGAGAUUUUUAGUGUAAAUUAUUUUUACAUGUAAAAAUACUAUCUUUAACCAGUUGCUUAAUGCAGGAAAAGAAAAUCUCCUACCUUGAAUUCCCCUUUUAAAUUCUUAAAAAUGUGAUAGUUCUGAUGACAGAUUCACAACUCAGAGGAAUCUUGCAUUACCAGCUGAAGCUAUUAUUUUCAAAUGAAAUGUUAUUCAUUUUUUAAUUAACUUUGAGACUUGAAAUAUAUAUAUUUUAAAACUUUUUUUGUCAAAUAAUGAAUUUUAAAAUGCACAUAUAACAAAAAAUAGUUAACAAAAGGAAAGCCAUUUUUAUUAUCAUUAAUUUUAUUUUUAAUCCGGCCAUCUCUGGCAUUAUGACCAACAUUUUAGGCUAUUUUUAAUAAAGGUUGUGUGUGUUUGGAGUAAAUGGGGGGCAUUGUUAACCAAAAAAAACAAUCUAUUGAGACACACUCAUUAAGAAAAACCUUUAAAGUGGAAGCUUAAAGAAGGUCAUCAUUAGCACUCUCAAUUAUAUUUUGUUACUUUGAGCUAUCAACAUUUUUAAAUUUCUGGUUACAUUAUUUCUUUUUUUAGGAAUGUUCUAGAGCUAUUAGCUCAGAUAUGAAAAAAUAAAGAGUUCAAUUUUGUUAUUUACUGAAUAUGGACAAAAAUGGAAAUUGUUUUUAAAAAUGCCUGGUAGCAGUAAACAAAAUUUGAUAUAUUUAAUUUUUUAAUGUAUUGUAUUUUGUCAGAAUUUGAAGGUACUGAAAAAACUAUUCUAAAAUGCUUAUUUGUUUUUGUUUUAAUUUCUAAUGGUUAUAUUUUGCGUUCUUAAUUCUUGAUAAGAGAAAAAUAUAACGUGUCCUUUGGGCCCUCUCAAGUUAAUCACAUUUUGACAUGAAAAAUAUAGAUCGAUGCCAUCAGCUUUCUAAGAGGUGCAGUAUUCAUAUAUUUGAUAUUUCUCCCACUCCAUGUAAAAUUCUAUUAUUAAAAGUUAUACCAAUGACUUUGUUUAUGCACACACACACACACACACGCACACACACAGACAUACACCUGAAAACUUUGAAGACUGCCAGGUUGAACUCCAAAACUACAUUUGAGAAUCUUUGGUAUACAUGCACAUUUAUUUGAGGAUUGUGUACUGUAGUGCUUUUAUAUGUACUUUAAAGUGGCUAUCAGCCUCUUACAAUAUGUUAUUAGAAGUUGUGAAACAGAAUUUUAAAGUUCAGUGGUUUGUUACUAGACACUGAAACUGCAUGAUGAGUAUCUGGUGUCUUACCUCAUUAGAUAGAUCUGUUGUAUUUGUUUUCUUGUUGGAUAGAAUAACAGUUAAUCAUUUUUAGAAGAGUUUUAGAUUACUUGCCAUAAAAUUUGUAUGUGUUUUACCUCUUGGUAGUUUAGGAGCAAAGUAGACGUUUAACUAGUUCUUUCCCUUUGGUAUUGCUAAGACAGCUGAAACUUAAUGUUAAUUAUUCCAAGUACACAUAAAUCUCAAUCAUUUAAGCAUGGUAAUCUGUGCUUAAAUUAUUAGCUAUAUGUAGGAGGUUUUAUUUAAAAGGAUAAAAUAAUUAUUUAAAUUAUAUCUUAAGUCACCAAAAUAAAUUCAGUAUUUGUUCCUUUAAAAAACUACAAUCUUUGAAGAUUUUAAGAUACCAAAAAAAAACAAAAAAGACUUUAAUUUCCCAGACACCAGAUUGUACUUAAAGUCGCAAUUUACUGAACAGGAAUAAUAAAGAAUAUAUUUUAAUAUAUAAAUAUAUAUGAUCAAGAGUUGGUGGAGUAAAGCUAUUGGAAUAUGAUAGAAAAAAUAACUUAGAAGAAACAGAACCUUUAAGAGAUGAGGUGGUGUAGUGUUGUAUAUUUAGAAGAGAUACAGGUAACAAGGUUGCUCUAGAGAUUACUUUGAGGACAAAAGAGAGAGAGGAGAUUAUUGUGGGGACAUACUACACACUGUCUAGCCACAUGAAUAUAAAUGUAUAGUUUACCAAUAAGACAACACACAGUCAACACUGGACUGUACUGGGAAAUGUAAUCUACUAAAGAAUGUGCUGAAAUACUCCAGCAGGACUUUUGGUACCUUUGUUGUUUUUCUACUCUUAGGAAGAAGAAAAAGAGUUAUGAAAACUACUCUUCGAAACUUAAAUUUAACUACAGAGGAUGAAUCGGUUGAUCAAGUUGAAGAAAUGUGUACCUUGAGGGAAAGUAGUCCUACUAUCUUAAUUCUGACAAGCCACAUCAAGGGAUAAUGGUAGGACACCCUACACUACUAUUAAAGAAAUCACAAUGCAGUGUACUUAGGAAAAUAUCAUUGACCCAUGGCCUGAAACAAAAAAAAUUAAAAGCUUACAGGUCUUUAUUAUCUUUAUUGCAAAUAACAGCUAAAUUGUCUUUAUUGUUAAAUUAUUAUAGUGAAGAGUAUCUUAUCCAAAGCAAGGAUUUUUAUCUAGAACUAUAAAUCAAAAUCACCUUGCGAACUUUUUAAAAUAUACAUAACUCAAGUCUUAACUCCAGUGGUGCCAUGUAUUUUCAAAUAAUCCCUCAUGACGUUCUGGCAUGCAUCUUCUGUGUCAGGCCACUGAUUUGAAACGAUCAGUGUAUGUUCCCGACAGCUUUAAAGUUUCACCUCCCAAAGGUAAUAAAACUUGUUUUCAUUUUUUUUCAAAUGCUUUGGGUAUCACUUUACUCCCACCCACCAAGUUCUCAUUAAGAACAUGAUAGAAGGUCAAUGAUGAGAACUCAUAUUGUCCUGAAGGAGAGGAUGACUUAAAAAUCAUGCUCAAAUAAAAAAAAAAACAUAAUAGAAGAGGUUAAGUUGCUGUUACUAAGCCUUGAAAAAAUUUAAAGAAAAUUGUUAAGGUACUCAAAAGUUACAGACUGGCAGAUCAACCUUGCUUUUCAAAAGGAAAAAAGAUUCUGCAGAUUAUAAAACACAUCAAGUAGACAAAACUCUAAAGUGAAUUAUAUAAAUGGAUGAUUUGUGAACUCUUAAAGGUCACUAAGGAGUUAUGGAACCACUAUAAUCAAAGAUUUU